UCCAAGUCAAGCUAAAACCAAAAAACAAAGAUAAUACACUAAAACAAUUAAAAUACCUUUCUUCUCUUUGUGCUUCAAUGGCAAUGGCUCAAAAAGAUAGAAACAUGAAGAUCGCUCAAAAGGCUUUUGAAAUGGUCGAUAAGAUGUACGGUAAGUCCCCAAAAAUAACCCCUCCACCAUAUGUUCCCAGGGACGACCGGUUUGAGAGGGUGAAAGGACGGGCUAUUAGCUGCGACGAGGCGGCCCGACUCUAUGGAGGGGUACUUAUUAAGGAAUUUCGUUAAGUGGUGUAAAAACUCAAGAAAUGUUGAACUUGGAGGGUAAGUUUGUAAAAAAGUGUGAUAGUUUUUAUUUCUGCUUUCUGAAAAAGUGCAGACCAACACAUAUAUGCUAAAGCUUGUUGUAACGGUUUUUCUUAGAAUAAGCUUUAGAUCACUACCAAGUGUUUGUGUCUGUUAUGUAUCUACAAGUACUUCCAAGAUGAAGCUUAUGUAUAAUAUAUAAAAUGUUACGGUGUCACUG
Messenger RNA from Eutrema salsugineum, 522 nucleotides. RefSeq lists its product as uncharacterized. The record is from RefSeq and is a predicted model, not a curated record. NCBI's taxonomy places the organism in Eukaryota, Viridiplantae, Streptophyta, Magnoliopsida, Brassicales, Brassicaceae. The coding region runs from base 78 to 284 and encodes 68 amino acids. The transcript has a single exon.